UAUUAUGUUGCAACUAACAAAAGUCUCAUCAUUAAUGAAUCGCUAAUGACGAGGAUGACCUAUUUUCUAAAGUUUAAUCAUAAAAACAAUUGUCAUCAUUUAUAUUAUUAACUCAGGUACGUAAAAACAAAUAGAGUAAGAUUAUGUCAUGUGCACAAAUAACUAAUUUAACACCUAAUACAAACGAGAGAUAUUAGCUUUCUUAGUGGGUGGGAGCCAUAACAUUCAUUUCUUCAACUUCUUGAAGCACUCUUCUUUUAUCCCCGAGCCUAACGUGUGUGGUUCCAAGUCCUUGCUGAAGCACUGGAAACAAAGUGAUGUUACUCAAUAUAUAUAUAGAUAGAUAGAUAGAUAGAGAGAGAGAGAGAGAGAGAGAGAGAGUGUUAUAAGGAGAUGAUAGACAUAUUAAAGAUGGAGAAUAAAGUUAUGGAAGGAUAGAGCUAACAAAAACAGAGGAAACAUUCUACCAAAAAAAGAAAACAGAGGAAGCAAAGGAAAAUUAAGUUAUCUUCUCAAAGCUUCAAGAACAUUCAAAGUAAGGAUAAGAAAUUCACUCUCCUUAGAGGACUUGCAAUUAGAACACUUAAAGAAUAUUUACCUACAAAAGACAACAAGUGCUCUCAUUCAAACAACCAAUAAUAGUAGGCACCAAUAAUAUGCCAAAUUAAACAAAAACAACCACCAUCUGUUCUUGCUUUCACCCAGUGAAGUCCAACUUGUGCAUUUACAAUCCUUUCUCAACUCUCUAGGUCAAGAAAUAUGGACGUCAUAAUGAUCAAGAAUAAAGAAGAAACCCAGAAAAGGGUACAACAUUCAAUCCAAUUAUUACCAACAAGCUACACAUUUCCCGAAAGGUUAGCUUCUUCCAUGAGCUUCAGCUGCUCUCUAUAUUCUGCCCUCCCUCUCCAGUACAAUUCUAAUCUUUGUUCUAACCAAGAUAUUUUCCAACCUCCCCCUGUUUAAUUACUGUUAGACUAACAGACAAAACAAUGCAAUGGUCUAGUUGAAUCAAAUCCAGACAAGAAUCAAAUGAGAAUAGUAUUUUUCUCAAAGAUUGGAGCUUACAAAGAAAGAGGAGAAACAUGUCCCAUGGUCACUUAUUUCCAAAGCAUCGGAGUCGAAUCAGUAAAUCCACACAACUACAAAAAAGAGAGUCAAACCAGAGAUCGAGUUAGCUAAAGAGAAGCGUAAUUUCAAUAACCCUAGAAAUUUGGUUCUGUAUCUUUCAUUCUCCCAUUGUCCGAGUGAGUUAUGGAGCUGGCGAGAGCAACUCCAAUAAGCCAAGAAAUUAGGUUAUGCAUCUUCCAUGUGAAGAUCAAAAUAAUAAAGUAAAGCAAUUUGAGGUAAACGAAUUUAGAAUCAAUCACAAUAAACAAUCAGACAAAAACCAGAAAGCCACAAUAAACAAUCAGAGAGUAGAGCCAGAGAUUGGGAUGCAAAGCCCCUAAUUUAUGUAAUCAGAACCAUUAGCCAUCGCUCCAUGAAUCUUCACCGCCACUCGUACUUGGGCAAGGGAAGGCGAAGAUCAUACAAAAGAGCUGUAAAUUACCUUUGGUAAUGAAGACCAAUGACGACAGCGAGAAGACACAACUCGACAAGUCGCAUGGAGGUGAUAUUCCAUACCUCAGUUUGGGGCGCUAGAUUCUGUAAUCUUUGAAUUGGGAAUCAAGCUGGGAUUGGAGACUUGAAACCCUAGCCCAAUCCAUCGCUAACAAGAAGGGAUCGAUAGGGGAGUUACAGUUGGCUGCAGUAGUGGGGACGAAAGAGGAACUUCGAAGCGUCGGCACGAAGAUGGAACCGCUAGAAGACAAAGCCCGAAGAGGAGUUUUGGAAAUGGGUGCUCUCUGCUCCUCAGUGCGAGCUCGAAAGUGAAGGAGGGCUGAAGGAAUUAGGGAUUAGGACGGGUUUCAAUUUGGCUAUUUAGUCAGGAACGAUUAGAAAAUAGAGUUUGAGACGGGAAAGGGGUUGUGAGAAAGACAGAGAUCAUAUGACCAGAACAAGUGAGUAAAGAAGUGGGGGAGAGCGCUUCCACCGCUUGAGGCGAGGAAAUAACUUUACCAAUUUCCA
Molecule: messenger RNA, 2067 nt
Organism: Linum trigynum
Lineage: Eukaryota; Viridiplantae; Streptophyta; Magnoliopsida; Malpighiales; Linaceae
Source: the annotation of a GenBank genome assembly